AAACAAACAUGGUUGACAAAGGAUGAAAGUUUCAAGAUUUUGCUUCGUAGUUUACCUGCAACUUUUGUUCCUUUUCGUAGAUUUGUUCAUUAAUUCGUUUGGAGAGCUCUUCCGAACUGCAGACGUCGUCCUUCUUGUGUUGUACAUAAUUCAAGACCUCUGCAUUAUCUUUGCAAUUAUUGUGGUAUUUUUGGUAUUUUUCAACACAUACAUUUUCCAAGCUGGAUUGGUGUCCCUACUAAUCAGAAAAUUCAAGACAACUAUUAUUAUCUCUGUAUUAUACUUAGCACUAUCAGUGGGGCUACAUGUAUGGACUAUGACAUUAAAGUGGGGUGCUCCCCAGGCAUUUAUUUGGAAUGAAGCUUUCCAAGCACUUUUUGUUUUUCAAAGAGUGGGAGCUGUUUUAUAUUACUACUUCUACAAGAGAACAGCCUUGCGACUAGGAGAUCCAAGAUUCUAUAAGGACUCUCAAUGGUUAAGACAAGAAUUUGCAAGGACUCACUGAUUACUUUUACAGUCUUCAAAAUAAGGAAUCUGGAUGUUAAAGCAAGGAAAAAAAAAGUUAUAACAACCCAGUCGUUCAUAAAUAUUUCAUCGCUAAUGGACCACUCUUCUGUUUAUGGAGAAAGUCUGGUGUUGUGAAGUACAGAUUUUAUGUUUUCUUGAAAUAUGGGUGUGUAUGUAAAUAAUGGUGGAGCUUUCUCAGGCAAAAUUUAAGGAGUGGAAAAUGUGAAGAGUGCUCAUGGGCUUUAUAAAUGUUACUAAAAUUAAUAACUUUGCUAUGAAAAGAAAUACCUCUAUGGUACAUGUUCAUUGUACAUACUGGAUCACUUUUUAAUUUUUUUGGACGUAAGCAAGUAAAAGAUCUGUUUCAGGAAAUCCUAUGAAAUAGAGGCAAAAAUAUUGUUCAAAUGCUGCACCCAAGUGCUGGAUUUGAUGAUCAAUUCUUUUUUUGUAAAAGGCCAUCUGUUCACCAAAAUUAACUCUUUACCUUUAAACACCUGAAAAAGUAAAUCCACUAUGCAUGUAGCAAUAAUGUUAAUGACAAUGAUGAUAAUGGUGAUGAUGUUAAAAUGAUAUUCUAAUUAUUAAUAAUUUCUCUUUGUCCCUACACAGAAUUCAAGACCUCUGCAUUAUCUUUGCAAUACUUCAAAUUCUCCACCCCACCCAGGCGAGGUUUAAAUUCCCCACUUCCCCACUUCUCUGGGUGCAAAUGCCAGUCAAAUGCAUCAU
Messenger RNA from Pocillopora verrucosa, 1233 nucleotides. Its product is annotated as transmembrane protein 138. Lineage: Eukaryota; Metazoa; Cnidaria; Anthozoa; Scleractinia; Pocilloporidae. The record is from RefSeq and is a predicted model, not a curated record. Gene Ontology annotation, cellular component: cilium.